AGACAAGGCAAAAAUGAUUCAUUGAACAAGAUCCAAAAACCAGCUUCUAAUGCCAAACCUUCCAGCUUUCUUGAAAAGAUGCGAGCGAGGUUGUCUGGUGGACAUUUUAGAAUGAUUAAUGAGAAGCUAUACACUUGCACACGAUGUGAGGAACAAACCAACUGAGAUUUGUGAAAUAGGGUUUGGAUUAGCGUCAAGUGCAAAAAAUGGCAAUACACAUUUCGACGAUGUGAGAAUAGAAUCAACUGAGCUUUCUUUUGAGCCUCAAAAUUUCGACAGGAGAAACGUUUAAUCAUCAUAUGAAAGUCCGAAAUUGCAAGAGCACGUGAAAAUUGAUGAAAAAAAUGUUGGCGAUUGUUCGGAGAAAAUUGAUGAUUUGUAUGAAGAACCUGUACAAACGACACCACCUAGCGUUGUAAUUUGCGAUAAAGUAGAAGUUAAUGCUGAUGCGAGGAAAACACAAGAGGUGCUUCUUGUUGGUAAUGCAUCGGAAAAUUAAGGAGUGGGAUUUUCGGUAUUAAAGAUGGGCAAAGAAAUAGCUCUCUUCUCAAGGGAAAAUCUUGGAAAGGAGGCGCUUAAUUAUUUCCGUGAAGAUUCGUCUCUAUUUAACUUGUAUCAUGCAGGAUACAAAACGCAAAUGUCAAACUGGCCGGAACAGCCAGUUAAUGUAAUUAUUAAAUGGCUGAAAAAACAGAGUCCUUCUUUUAUUGUUGCUGAUUUUGGUUGUGGGGAAGCACGCAUUGCCAAAAGCGUGAAGAAUACUGUCUUUUCUCUUGACCUUGUCUCCAGCGAUCCCGAUGUAAUUGCUUGUGACAUGGCAAAUACUCCACUAGGAUCUGCAUCUGCUGAUGUUGCUGUAUUCUGUCUAUCAUUGAUGGGAACGAACUAUCAAACUUAUCUUGAAGAAGCAUGCAGGGUGCUUAAGCCAGGUGGCUGGCUUUUGAUAGCAGAAGUGAAGAGCAGAUUUGAUCCAAAUACUGGAGGAGCAGACCCAGAGAAGUUUUCAAAUGCAAUUUCUGAGCUAGGAUUUAACUCCGUGAAAAGGGACUUCUCAAAUAAAAUGUUUAUUUUGUUUUACUUCACCAAGAAGGAAAAGCAAAAUUCUAAAAGGAAGGAGAUUGAAUGGCCAUCACUUAAACCUUGUUUGUACAAGCGCCGUUGAGGUUAUGGUUUUAUUUAUACACAAUCGUUGUGUGGACGAAAGUUAAAUCACAUUUCUUGUUAGCAUUGGCUAGUCAAUCACAAAAGCGCUUGUAUUUAUUUGGUUCUUUUUUAUUUUCAAGGUUCCAUCCCCUGUUUUAUUGAGUGUAAUGUGCAUAUUUGCACCUUGUAGCCAAGUGUUGUGGGGAUAGUAGAAUUUUUUUCUUAUAGAAAAGAGAUAAAAGAAGAUUGAUGUAUGAAAUUCCAAUUCUAUUAACUAUACAAUAGCAUCUAAGUUAAUUCAAGGCAAAA
This is a messenger RNA of Medicago truncatula (barrel medic), 1452 nucleotides long. Its product is annotated as ribosomal RNA-processing protein 8. Gene Ontology annotation, molecular function: methyltransferase activity. The record is from RefSeq and is a predicted model, not a curated record. Gene Ontology annotation, cellular component: nucleolus. Bases 524 to 1162 code for a protein of 212 amino acids. The transcript has 10 exons. NCBI's taxonomy places the organism in Eukaryota, Viridiplantae, Streptophyta, Magnoliopsida, Fabales, Fabaceae.